AUGUUGUCCUACGAUAGUGCGAUGCCCAAUGGACAAGAUCAGGCGGCGGCGGCUCCAUUGCCUUCGGCCUCUGUCAAACCUGUUGCGGCAACCGCUGCUGGCGCCGUGGUGGCUAAUAGCCAGACACAACCUCACCAGCAGCACCACCUCUGGUUGGUUACUGGCCCUGCAGGAUGCGGCAAGACGACGGUAGCCGAGCAUUUGGCCAAUGCGCUUGAUAUUCCUUACAUCGAGGGUGACCUGUAUCACCCCCAGUCCAACAUAGACAAGAUGAGCUCCGGUAUCCCUCUUACCGACGCCGACAGAUGGGAUUGGCUUACCGAAUUGCGGAAUCAAGCUAACAGCCGGAUCCACGAUGGGGCGGAAGGAGUGGUUGUUGCUUGUUCCGCUCUCAAGCUCAAAUACAGAGAUGUCAUCCGCGUGGCUGCAUACUGGGACCGUUCACUGAUAAUCCACUUCAUUUUCCUUCAUGCGCCUGCGGAGCUGCUCUUGAAGCGUGUCACUGCGCGCAAGGGCCAUUACAUGGGUGCCAACAUGGUCAAAAGCCAGUUUGACAUCUUGGAACGCCCUAGGGAGGAUGAGAUUGACGUCAUCACGGUUGAUGCCAGUCGUGAUGUCGACGAAGUUAAAGAGGACGCCCUGGAGAAGGUGAAGGCAAUGUUGGCUGCUGAAGAGUGA
Metarhizium robertsii ARSEF 23 is the source of this 678-nucleotide messenger RNA. Its product is annotated as glucokinase. The transcript has 2 exons. Bases 1 to 678 code for a protein of 225 amino acids. The record is from RefSeq and is a predicted model, not a curated record. NCBI's taxonomy places the organism in Eukaryota, Fungi, Ascomycota, Sordariomycetes, Hypocreales, Clavicipitaceae. Gene Ontology annotation, cellular component: cytoplasm. Gene Ontology annotation, molecular function: gluconokinase activity.